Vicia villosa (hairy vetch) is the source of this 543-nucleotide messenger RNA. RefSeq lists its product as uncharacterized. NCBI's taxonomy places the organism in Eukaryota, Viridiplantae, Streptophyta, Magnoliopsida, Fabales, Fabaceae. The transcript has a single exon. The record is from RefSeq and is a predicted model, not a curated record. Bases 1 to 543 code for a protein of 180 amino acids.
AUGAAGCAUAAAUAUAGAAUGAAGGAAGCCUAUAAGGAGUUACAAAAACAUAAUAGCCGUGUUGGGUGGAAGAGUAUUACUUAUCACAAUAUUGCCAGGCCUCGGGCUAUGUUUAUCCUAUGGAUUGCUUGUAAUGGUAGGUUGGCUACCAAGGAUAGGCUCAGGAAAAUUGGAAUUUUGACUGAUGAUGCUUGCUGUUUCUGCCAGCAGCACGAAACUAUACAACAUUUACUUUUUGAGUGUAACAGGAGCAGAACUAUAUGGAGAGAAAUUCUGGUAUGGUUGCACAUUCCACAUGAGCCCAAAACUUGGGAUGCUGAGCUGGAGUGGGUCACGCAGAUGUGCAAGAGAAAGAACUGGAAAUCACGUAUUCUUGUUUGUGCUUUUGCAGAAACCAUAUAUGCUAUCUGGAAGGUAAGGAAUGACACAAUUUUUGGGCAUGCUGUGAAUAAUGGAAUUGAAAAAGAUAUUAUAGAUACUAUAGUCUAUAGAUGCUGGGAGCAUGAAAAACUCAGGCCUCAUUUAGCAUCUUUAAUGAUAUAG